AUGCUCUCGCGUUCGGUCCUCCGCGUGUUCGACGCCCAAGAGCUUCGUUUGGCGUACGCGAGAUGGCACAACGUCGCGAGAGUGGACGGGAAGCGAGGCGCGUUGAUCGUUCUCACGAUGUGGCCCUUGGCGGCGUUGUUCGCGGCGUUGUUCGUCGUGGCAACGCCGAUCUUGGCGCCGAUCGCGAUGGUGACCGCGUUCGUAUUGGAGCUCACUGGGGCAAAGGAGAUGGAGGAGAAAGAGGUGAAGCGAUACGGCGACGCGCCGUCGUAUCACGAGCUCUACCCGCAGGUGAAGCCUAAGGGUGGGAGAGCGAACGCACCGAAGUACAAGGAGUUCGUCGACCCCAUGAAGAAGAGCCCGGCGUUUGACGUCAUUGAGGGUAUCAUGGCAAAACGCGUGAUGGUGAUUGACGGCGCCAUGGGUACGGCAGUGCAGAGGUACAAGCUGACCGAGGAUGACUUCCGAGGAGAGCGUUACAAGGAGCACACGCACGACUUGAAGGGGAACAACGACAUUCUUGUGCUCACGAGGCCGGAUGUGAUUGGGGAGAUCCACGAGGCGUAUCUCGCAGCGGGCGCCGACAUCAUUGAGACGAACACCUUCUCUUCGACGAUGAUCGCCCAAGCCGACUACGAGCUCGAUAAGAAGAACGAAGUGCGCGAUAUGAACAUCGCUGCCGCUCGUUUGGCGAAGGCGGCGUGCGAGAAGUUUACGAAGCAGAACCCGGACAAGCCACGUUUUGCCGCCGGUGCCAUUGGUCCGACAAACAGAACGCUUUCCGUGUCUCCAUCAGUCGAGAACCCGGCGUUCCGCGCGUGCACGUUCGACGAAAUUGUUGACGGCUACUAUGAUCAGAUCGAAGCGCUCGUGGAAGGUGGUGUUGACAUGCUUUUGGUCGAAACCAUCUUUGACACCCUCAACGCGAAGGCUGCGAUUUUUGCCAUUGAGAAAUUCUUUGACGCGUACGGCACUCGCUUGCCGCUCUUCGUGUCCGGUACCAUCGUCGACAACUCUGGUCGUACGUUGUCUGGCCAGACGAACGAGGCGUUCUGGAACUCUGUGAUGCACGCCAAGCCGAUGGCCAUUGGCUUGAACUGUGCUCUCGGUGCCAAGGAUAUGGUCCCGUACAUCGAGAACCUGAGUAAGUGCGCCGACUGCUGGGUGUUUGCGUACCCGAACGCUGGUUUGCCGAACGCCAUGGGCGGUUACGACCAAAAGGGUGCCGAAAUGGCCGAAGACUGCCGCGUUUUCCUCGAGAAGGGUCUGUUGAACGGCAUCGGUGGUUGCUGCGGAACUACGGAUGAGCACAUCGGUGCCUUGGCGGACAUGGUGGCGCCGUACACGCCGCGUAAGAAGCAUGGCAUCCCGGAUAUCAUGCGUCUUUCUGGCCUUGAGCCGUUUAACUACUCGCCGGACGAGAAGGAUUACCGCAAGACGUUCAUCAACCUCGGUGAGCGAUGCAACGUUGCUGGCUCGACCAUCUUCAAGAAGGCCAUUGUUGACGGUGAUUUUGAGAAGGCUCUUGCGAUCGCCCUCAAGCAAGUCGAAAACGGUGCUCACGUGAUUGACAUCAACAUGGAUGACGGCUUGAUCGAUGGUGAGUCGGCAAUGACCCGCUUCGUCAACUUGCUCGUCUCUGAGCCGGAUGCCUCCAAGGUUCCGUUCAUGAUCGACUCUUCGAAGUUUCAUGUUGUCGAGGCUGGACUCAAGUGCAGCCAAGGCAAGUGCAUCAUGAACUCCAUCUCCCUCAAGGGUGGCGAGGAGGAGUUCUUGAAGCACGCGCGUAUUGUCAAGCGCCACGGCGCCGCUGUUGUUGUGAUGGCCUUUGACGAGGCAGGGCAGGCGGCGACUGAGGCAGAGAAGAUUCGCAUUUGUUGCCGUGCGUACAAGCUGUUGGUCGAGGAAGUUGGUUUCAACCCGCAGGACAUCAUCUUUGACCCGAACAUUCUCACGAUUGGUACGGGAAUGGAAGAACACAACAACUACGCCGUUGACUUCAUCAACGCCACGCGUGAGAUCAAGCGACUCUGCCCGGGUUGCAAGAUCAGUGGUGGCGUGUCCAACUUGGCAUUCUCCUUCCGUGGCAACGAGCCCGUCCGCCGCGCUUUCCACAGCGCUUUCUUGUACCACGCGUGCAAGGCUGGCAUGGACAUGGGUAUCGUGAACGCAGCGCAAGUCGAGGAAGAUGAAUACACAAAGAUUGACAAGGAGCUGCUCGAGUAUGUCGAGGAUGUCCUCUUGAACCGUUGCACAAACGCCACUGAGCGCAUGCUCGAGUUCGCGGCCACGCUUGACCCGAAGUCCAAGCCUACUCAGCUUCGCAGACUCGGUGCCGAGCCGCCGGCUCCAAAGUUCGAGGCCCAGCCGAAGCAAAACUAUUCGUCAGAGAAUAAGAUCGCGCCGAAGAAGGCGUCCGAACUUCUUCCGGUUCCGACUUACAAGGAGUUCGUCGACCCCAUGAAGAAGAGCCCGGCGUUUGACGUCAUUGAGGGUAUCAUGGCAAAACGCGUGAUGGUGAUUGACGGCGCCAUGGGUACGGCAGUGCAGAGGUACAAGCUGACCGAGGAUGACUUCCGAGGAGAGCGUUACAAGGAGCACACGCACGACUUGAAGGGGAACAACGACAUUCUUGUGCUCACGAGGCCGGAUGUGAUUGGGGAGAUCCACGAGGCGUAUCUCGCAGCGGGCGCCGACAUCAUUGAGACGAACACCUUCUCUUCGACGAUGAUCGCCCAAGCCGACUACGAGCUCGAUAAGAAGAACGAAGUGCGCGAUAUGAACAUCGCUGCCGCUCGUUUGGCGAAGGCGGCGUGCGAGAAGUUUACGAAGCAGAACCCGGACAAGCCACGUUUUGCCGCCGGUGCCAUUGGUCCGACAAACAGAACGCUUUCCGUGUCUCCAUCAGUCGAGAACCCGGCGUUCCGCGCGUGCACGUUCGACGAAAUUGUUGACGGCUACUAUGAUCAGAUCGAAGCGCUCGUGGAAGGUGGUGUUGACAUGCUUUUGGUCGAAACCAUCUUUGACACCCUCAACGCGAAGGCUGCGAUUUUUGCCAUUGAGAAAUUCUUUGACGCGUACGGCACUCGCUUGCCGCUCUUCGUGUCCGGUACCAUCGUCGACAACUCUGGUCGUACGUUGUCUGGCCAGACGAACGAGGCGUUCUGGAACUCUGUGAUGCACGCCAAGCCGAUGGCCAUUGGCUUGAACUGUGCUCUCGGUGCCAAGGAUAUGGUCCCGUACAUCGAGAACCUGAGUAAGUGCGCCGACUGCUGGGUGUUUGCGUACCCGAACGCUGGUUUGCCGAACGCCAUGGGCGGUUACGACCAAAAGGGUGCCGAAAUGGCCGAAGACUGCCGCGUUUUCCUCGAGAAGGGUCUGUUGAACGGCAUCGGUGGUUGCUGCGGAACUACGGAUGAGCACAUCGGUGCCUUGGCGGACAUGGUGGCGCCGUACACGCCGCGUAAGAAGCAUGGCAUCCCGGAUAUCAUGCGUCUUUCUGGCCUUGAGCCGUUUAACUACUCGCCGGACGAGAAGGAUUACCGCAAGACGUUCAUCAACCUCGGUGAGCGAUGCAACGUUGCUGGCUCGACCAUCUUCAAGAAGGCCAUUGUUGACGGUGAUUUUGAGAAGGCUCUUGCGAUCGCCCUCAAGCAAGUCGAAAACGGUGCUCACGUGAUUGACAUCAACAUGGAUGACGGCUUGAUCGAUGGUGAGUCGGCAAUGACCCGCUUCGUCAACUUGCUCGUCUCUGAGCCGGAUGCCUCCAAGGUUCCGUUCAUGAUCGACUCUUCGAAGUUUCAUGUUGUCGAGGCUGGACUCAAGUGCAGCCAAGGCAAGUGCAUCAUGAACUCCAUCUCCCUCAAGGGUGGCGAGGAGGAGUUCUUGAAGCACGCGCGUAUUGUCAAGCGCCACGGCGCCGCUGUUGUUGUGAUGGCCUUUGACGAGGCAGGGCAGGCGGCGACUGAGGCAGAGAAGAUUCGCAUUUGUUGCCGUGCGUACAAGCUGUUGGUCGAGGAAGUUGGUUUCAACCCGCAGGACAUCAUCUUUGACCCGAACAUUCUCACGAUUGGUACGGGAAUGGAAGAACACAACAACUACGCCGUUGACUUCAUCAACGCCACGCGUGAGAUCAAGCGACUCUGCCCGGGUUGCAAGAUCAGUGGUGGCGUGUCCAACUUGGCAUUCUCCUUCCGUGGCAACGAGCCCGUCCGCCGCGCUUUCCACAGCGCUUUCUUGUACCACGCGUGCAAGGCUGGCAUGGACAUGGGUAUCGUGAACGCAGCGCAAGUCGAGGAAGAUGAAUACACAAAGAUUGACAAGGAGCUGCUCGAGUAUGUCGAGGAUGUCCUCUUGAACCGUUGCACAAACGCCACUGAGCGCAUGCUCGAGUUCGCGGCCACGCUUGACCCGAAGUCCAAGCCCACCGAGCUUCGCAAGAAGGGUGUGGCGGCGACAUCUAAGAAGACGGCUGGAUCUGGCAAGGAGUGGCGCAACCAGCCAGCGGAGAAGCGUCUCGAGUACGCUCUCAUCAAGGGUAUUGAUGAGUUCUGCAUUGCUGACACUGAGGAGUGCCGCAUCGGCGGCAAGUACUCGUCGUGCUUGGAGGUCAUCGAAGGUCCCCUCAUGGACGGCAUGAACAUCGUUGGUGACCUCUUCGGUGCUGGUAAGAUGUUCUUGCCACAAGUCAUCAAGUCUGCUCGUGUGAUGAAGAAGGCUGUCGGUCACCUCAUCCCCUUCAUGGAUGCCGAGAAGGCCGCCACCGGUAGCACGGAGGCGAGUACCGCCGGCACGUUCUUGAUCGCCACUGUAAAGGGUGACGUCCACGACAUCGGUAAAAACAUCGUCGCCGUCGUCCUGGGUUGCAAUAACUUCAAGGUUGUUGAUAUCGGUGUCAUGUGCCCAUGUGAAAAGAUCCUCGAUGCCGUCGUGGAACACAAAGCAGAUAUCUUGGGUUUGUCCGGUCUUAUCACACCGUCGCUGGAUGAAAUGGUUACUGUUGCGAAGGAGAUGGAGAAGCGCGGAAUGAAGCUUCCGCUUCUAAUUGGUGGAGCGACGACUUCAAAGAUGCACACUGCUGUGAAGCUCACGCCAAACUACUCGGGUGGUGUCAUUCACGUUCUGGACGCCUCUCGUGCCGUCCCGGUCGCUCAGACGCUGUUGGACGACAGGAAGAACGUUGAUUUCCUUGAUGACAUCAAUGAGACGUAUGCUGAGAUGCGUGAAGAGUUCUACGCCGGUUUGGAGGAUCGUAAGUACUUGACCCUUGAGAAGGCUCGGGCGACUGUCCAACCUGUGGAUUUCACCGUGGCACCGAACAUCCCGGUCACGCCGAAGUUCUGCGGUGCAAAAUCUGUCGAAGUCUCGAUCGAUGACGUUCUCCCGUACAUCGACUGGAACCCGUUCUUCCAAGUUUGGCAGCUUCGCGGUCGUUACCCGAACCGCGGCUACCCAAAGAUUUUCAACGAUGAAACCGUUGGCAGUGAGGCGAAGAAGCUCUUCAACGAGGCCAACGCAAUGAUUCAAAAGAUCAAGGAAAAUAAGCGACUCACGUUGAAGGGCAUCUACGGGUUCUAUCCGGCGAACUCAGUCGGCGACGACAUCGUCGUCUACACGGAUGAGACCAGAUCGACGCCACAGCACACCUUCUUCACGCUUCGUCAACAAGCCGAGAAGGACACGGACGAGCCGUACAUGGCGCUCAGCGACUUUAUCGCGCCCAAGUCCAGCGGCGUGAAGGACUACCUCGGCAUGUUCGUUUGCUCUGCCGGUUUUGGCCUCGACGAGCUCACCGCCGAGUACAAGGCGGCGAACGAUGAUUACUCGUACAUCAUGGCUGAAGCCUUGGCUGAUCGUCUCGCCGAAGCCUUCGCGGAAUUGCUUCAUGAACAAGUUCGUAAGGAUCACUGGGGCUACGCCAAGGAUGAAGCGUUCUCGUGUGACGAUUUACUCAAGGUUAAGUACCAAGGGAUCCGUCCGGCGCCGGGCUACCCGUCUCAACCGGACCACACUGAGAAAGCCACGAUGUGGGACUUGAUGAAGGUCAAGGAGGAGAUCGGCGUCGAGCUCACGGAAACGUUUGCCAUGCUUCCGUCGGCGUCAGUUUCCGGCCUUUAUUUCGCAGGUGCGUGCUCUCAGUACUUCAACGUCGGUAAGAUCACCGCCGAUCAAGUCACCGAGUACGCUGAUCGUAAGAAGAUGGACCUAUCGGAGGCGCAACGUUGGCUCGGACCCAACUUGAGCUAUGAACCUUAG
Molecule: messenger RNA, 6255 nt
Organism: Ostreococcus tauri
Lineage: Eukaryota; Viridiplantae; Chlorophyta; Mamiellophyceae; Mamiellales; Bathycoccaceae
Product: 5-methyltetrahydrofolate--homocysteine methyltransferase
Exons: 1
Coding region: 1-6255 (2084 amino acids)
Biological process (GO): pteridine-containing compound metabolic process
Molecular function (GO): cobalamin binding; zinc ion binding; methionine synthase activity
Source: RefSeq, a predicted model, not a curated record